Molecule: messenger RNA, 1551 nt
Organism: Clavispora lusitaniae ATCC 42720
Lineage: Eukaryota; Fungi; Ascomycota; Pichiomycetes; Serinales; Metschnikowiaceae
Product: cytochrome P450
Molecular function (GO): heme binding; iron ion binding; oxidoreductase activity, acting on paired donors, with incorporation or reduction of molecular oxygen, reduced flavin or flavoprotein as one donor, and incorporation of one atom of oxygen
Source: RefSeq, a predicted model, not a curated record
AUGCUGCUUCACGGCGUUUUUGGCGGCAUGUCCAUUUGGAGCAGUGUUCUCCUUUUCAUCGGAAUUUACCUUGCAGGGUCGUACAUCAGAAGAUACAUCGCGUACAAGCGUUCUGGCGCUAUGUGGCCCGCCUAUGGCACCGAUAAAUGUCUUGGGUUCAAGGUGGUUCGCGAGAUGCUCAAGAUGCGCCAGAUCGGGCGGGCACCAGACUUUUUCCAGUCCAAGUUCGAAAUCACCGGCGUGUAUACCGGCGGAUUACUUGUGGGUGGGCGCUAUGCCAUUACCACACGCGAUCCUGAAAACGUGAAGGCGAUUUUGGCUACACAGUUCAAUGAUUUCAACUUGGGAAAUCGCAACCAGCAUAUCAAAGUGACGCUAGGCGAUGGCAUCUUCACGCUUGACGGAGCCGGAUGGAAAAGCUCACGCGCCAUGUUGCGCCCGCAGUUUGCGCGCGAACAGAUUGCCCACGUUCAGCUGUUGGAGCGGCAUGUGCAACGGCUCGCACAAAAAGUGCGCGGCACUAAGGGCGAGCGGUUUGACAUCCAGCCACUCUUUGCCAAACUCACCAUUGACUCGGGUACGGAGUUCCUAUUUGGUGAGUCUUGCGAGUCACUUGUGGAUGGAGAAAGUGAGAGUGAGACGGGCCUUGAUCCGGCGCUCAAAGCAGUUUUCGCCGAAGCUUUCAAUUACACGCAGACCAUAUUGUUCCAAAGGCUCAGUUUGCAAAAAUUAUACUUUCUUGUGGAUGGCUUCAAAUUUCGGCGCCAGAACCGUAUUGUGCACCAGGUUACGGAUUUUUUCGUGGAGCGCGCAUUGCAUGCGAGCGACAAAGAGGCUCACAGCUCAUCGCGCGGCGGAUAUGUGUUCUUGUAUGAGUUGAUGAAGCAGACGCGCGACCCAAAAGUAUUGCGCGACCAAUGCCUCAAUGUAUUGCUCGCCGCACGCGAUACUACUUCUGGUCUUUUGUCCUUUUGUUUCUUUGAGUUGGCGCGCAACCCGGCCGUGUUUGCGCGUUUGCGGGAGGAGAUUUCAUUUCACUUUGGUUUGGGCGAGAGCGCAGACUUGUCCGCGAUUUCCUUCGAGUCCUUGAAAAAAUGCGAGUACUUGCGCGCCGUUUUGCACGAAACGCUUCGGAUGUACCCAUCAGUGCCUGCCAAUUUCCGGGUGGCCACACGCGAUACUACACUUCCACAUGGGGGUGGGCCUGAUGAGUCAAAGCCGAUUUUUGUGCCAAAGGGUACCAUGUGUAUUUACCAAGUGUAUUCUGUGCAUCGGAGCGAGGUACACUAUGGCAAAGACUACAAUGACUUCCGCCCCGAACGCUGGUUCGAAGAGCGCACAAAGAAAUUGGGAUGGGCUUUCCUUCCAUUUAACGGCGGUCCGCGCAUUUGCUUGGGCCAGCAAUUUGCCUUGACCGAGGCACUGUAUGUGAUUGUUCGCCUUUUGCAAAUGUUUGAGCACAUCGAAUCCUUUGACAGUGUUUACCCGCCUGCAAAGGCCACGCACUUGACAAUGUCACUUUUUGACGGGGCUAAUAUUGCCCUUUGGUAA